Molecule: messenger RNA, 1406 nt
Organism: Chenopodium quinoa (quinoa)
Lineage: Eukaryota; Viridiplantae; Streptophyta; Magnoliopsida; Caryophyllales; Amaranthaceae
Exons: 9
Coding region: 245-1165 (306 amino acids)
Molecular function (GO): double-stranded RNA binding
Source: RefSeq, a predicted model, not a curated record
AAGAAAAGUAUAGCAAAUAUUUAAAAAAGAAGGGAGUAUUGAAUAGUCUACAUUAGCUAUCCAAUCUGCUCCUCGAUUUGCCUCUCUAUACACGAGCCAGAUGCUCAAUCUUUAAUCGUUACAAUUGAAUUUAAGUAUAUUCUAUUGUUCUCCUCCCCCUGCUGGAACAAUCCAAAAUUACCACUUUUUGCCCCUUUCUUUCUCACUAACUUCGUGGCGCAAGGAGCUCGAGGAUAGCUCAAAAAUGGCGGCAGUCGCCAUGAAAGUCGGCGCUAAUUUCUCAAGAGAUUACACUUCUACUCGACCACUUUUUCUCUCCUUCAGCCGUUCUCUUUCUCCCUUCCGCUGCAGAAAUGUCUCUUUCCGGCGACUUCUACCUCUUCCUUGCCGCUUCCAAGUUAGAGCUGUCAAGCGAAGCCCUAAGCGUCUCAAAUACGCUACUCCUCGCUUCUCGAAGGAUGGUGGCGUGCUCUAUGUUGAAGUUGAUCCAUCAGGAAUAGACAGUUGGAAGCUGGAACCUGUUAUUCAGCAGCUGAAGGAAGGAGCUGUUGGUGUCAUUCCCACAGACACAGUGUAUGCAAUUGUCUGUGAUAUGAAUAAUCCCUCUGCAAUUGAGCGUCUUAGGAGGAUUAAGAAUAUUGAAACUUCCAAGCCACUUAGCAUUUUGUGUCGAUCAUUCCAUGAUAUUGAUGUAUAUACAAUGGGCUUCCCUCGUGGUGAUAGCCUUGGCCAUCCUAACAUUUUUCGAGCUGUGAAGCAAUGCCUGCCUGGACCUUACACUUUCAUCUUAACUGCAAGCAAAAAUUUACCGAAGCUAUGUCUCAAUCAUGAGCCGGGAAAUGUAAAAUAUACACCAAAGAAGAGCAUAGGUGUUCGUAUACCUGAUGAUCCUGUAACUAAGGCUAUUCUUGAGAAAAUAGAUUCACCUCUGAUAUCUACCAGUGUUAAGGCUCCAAAAGAAGAUCAGUGGAUUUUAGAUCCCAUUGUGAUUGCAGAGGUGUAUGGAAAAGAGGGCCUUGAUUUUAUUGUUGAUGCUGGCCUUAGAAUAGCUGAGCCAUCUACUGUGGUUGACAUGACUGGCAGCGUUCCAAAAAUCAUCCGUUUGGGAAAGGGACCACCACAACCUUGGAUGGUAUCUGAAGACGAGGAGGUGCUUAGAGGCUGACACUGCUACUUGAAGCAUCUGAACAUAUUAAUGCUCACAACUUUUGUACAGAUUCAGAAGUAAACUUUUUUUUUUUUUUUUAAAAAAAAUUUUGUUCACCAUGGUUAUAAUGAUAUAUGUUCAUACGGAGUACUAUAUGAGUUUAGGCAUUAGCUAAUUCCGUCAGCUGAAUUUAAAUUUGUACAUGCCGGUAUACUGUAUAGUGAGGAUCUAUCUUAUGAAUACAGCAACUUAACUUCAA